UCUAUAAUAGUUCAGAGGGCUGACUGUGUCUGGAAUGUGAUUGGCUGGAAUCCGAGAGUCUAGUCACGUGAGCAGCUGACCCAGCUCUGUGGGCAUUGAAGAGCUCGUGAGCAGAGUGCAGAGUGCAGAGUGCAGUGAGCGGCGCUGGGGUUAGGACGUUACUGGUCAACAUGAUGAUUCUCGGCUACUGGGACAUACGCGGGCUAGCCCAUGCAAUCCGCCUGCUGCUGGAAUACACCGGGACUCCCUAUGAAGAGAAGCACUAUGUGGAAGGGGAUGCACCAGACUAUGACAAGAGUCAGUGGUUGGAUGAGAAGGAGAAGCUGGGCUUGGACUUUCCAAAUUUGCCCUACCUUUUGGAUGGAGACGUUAAGUUGACACAGAGUAACACUAUUCUGCGCUACAUUGCCGGCAAGCAUGGGUUAUGUGGUAAUACUGAAAAGGAAAAGAUCCUUGUAUCAUUGAUUGAAAAUGAAGUUGUGGAUUUUCAUAUGCGGCUUUUCUAUAUGGCAUACAGCCCUGACUUUGAACAGCUUAAGGGACCAUAUCUUGAAAACCUACCAACUGUGUUGGAAAGAUACUCUCGAUUUUUGGGAGAAAGGCACUGGUUUGCUGGGGACAAGAUUACAUUUGCAGACUUUCUGAUGUAUGAUGUACUCGAUAAGCACAUUAUGUUGGAUCCUACAUGCUUGCAAAAGUUCAACAAUCUGCAGGAAUUCCAUUCAAGAUUUGAGGUUCUGCCUGCUAUUACUGGAUACAUGAAAACACCACGUUUUAUAAAAACACGUAUUAACAACCGAAUGGCUUUUUGGGCCAAUACAUAAUAAAUAAUCUUGCAGAACCUGUAGGCCAGUGAUUUGCUCGACUGCUUAUUCUUGCACAUUGGAAGCCUAAAAUGUUUGUUCCAUUUCUCUUCAUAACUGUAGUAUGUUCUGUAGAUAUCUUUAGAAUUAAAUGCAUGUUAUUGGCAAUAGUUGUGAAAACUAAAGUGGUGAAUUAAAAGACUGAUAAAUUCCUACAGCACUAUGAAAUCAUGCUUACAUUAGAAGUAAAGAUAAUUGCAUGUCAUCUCUGCAAAACUUAGCCCUGAACUACUUUUCCCAGGCUGCCAUGCAUUUAGCCUCCCAGCAUGGUUAGAACCUGCCCAGUACUUUCAAUUG
This is a messenger RNA of Bufo bufo (common toad), 1160 nucleotides long. RefSeq names its product glutathione S-transferase Mu 4-like. Gene Ontology annotation, biological process: glutathione metabolic process. The transcript has 9 exons. Gene Ontology annotation, molecular function: glutathione transferase activity. Bases 171 to 824 code for a protein of 217 amino acids. Lineage: Eukaryota; Metazoa; Chordata; Amphibia; Anura; Bufonidae. The record is from RefSeq and is a predicted model, not a curated record.